CCUAAUGUUCUCCAAUUAUUGGAUCAUUUGUUGCUCGAUCGUUUUCUGAAUUCAUUGGCAGUUUUUAUGUUAGUUCAUUUUAUAAUUUAUAUACUCUUCACCAUCUCACUUUCAACUGUAGGGAAGCCAAGAAUACAUUUGAGGACAUUGUGGAUGCAUACCUGGCAUAUCUUCAAAUGACAGUGGUUAAUCCUGCCAUGGAUAAGGCAUUAUCAAGUAUACAGAAGUUUGCAAACGAUGCACAUAGCGGGAAAAUUCCAAAAGACAAAUUGUGUUUUGGAGCUCCUUGGAGAAAUCUUUCACAUCCUGGUGACCAAGUCGCAUGUCGUGAGUGGGCUAAAAUUCAACUAGUAGACUUUGUUCAUUCUCUAGUCAAUGCAGAAUUUGGGCUAAAUUACCUGCAAGAUUGCAGUCUUGAAAUAUUUGACGAUCCAUGUGCCGUUGCAUUAAUACAGGUUGGGUUGCUGUAUAUGCAACGGGACCCAUCCAUUCUUCGCCCAAUAUCUCGAGGCAUACAGAGGUGUCUGGUCAGAUGGUUUGUUCAGGAGCGAAUGGAAAUGAGCUUCGCGAACUCGUUGCGGUAUAAAUGGCAGCGAAUUGCGCGGGGCCGGAGCUAUCGCCAUCUACUGUAAGAAAUCUAGUGAAGGAAGAAAACUGAAAGGGAUAAUACUGGAAUUAUAAUUAUUAUUUUAUAGAAACAUAAUCUCUAGUGUAAAGAAAACCAUUCCAAUAAUGGUGUUUGAUUUUAGGUGAUUUUUUUAAACGUGAUUUGUUAGAAUACUACGUAAUUUUUUUUAGAAGAAAUUAUUCCGUACUGA
This is a messenger RNA of Cuscuta campestris, 818 nucleotides long. The record is from the annotation of a GenBank genome assembly. NCBI's taxonomy places the organism in Eukaryota, Viridiplantae, Streptophyta, Magnoliopsida, Solanales, Convolvulaceae.